ACACUCGAAAUGCUUCCCGAUAGCCCAUCACCUCGCGCCGCACUUGCUCUCUCAGAUCUUCAGCCUCAGACUGGCGCUUCAACGUUUGCUGUUGGCACUGGAUCUGGCAAUUGGUAA
Molecule: messenger RNA, 117 nt
Organism: Strongylus vulgaris
Lineage: Eukaryota; Metazoa; Nematoda; Chromadorea; Rhabditida; Strongylidae
Source: the annotation of a GenBank genome assembly